AUGAAUUCUUCAUUCACCCCACGCGAGCUGCCUGAACGGCAGAAGAAACUCCAGCCGAUCCUUGGUAUCCCUGUACCAUAUCUCUUUGCCGCAACAUCAGUUCUUUCCGUCGCCUUGUUCAACUGGCCACUCAGAUGGAUUCUCUCAGGUGCUGCAGUCUUGACGUUCACCAUUCUCUCCGGCGCCGCCAAUGGUCAUCGAAUCUUGCCCUUCUUUAAUAUCUGGUCUCUGUUACUCUUGAUCAACCUAUUCUAUGGAGUUGCGGCUACCUCCUGGCUCUUGCAUGGCGCGUUUGUCGCGACAUGCUAUCCCGCAAUCUUCUUGACAUGCAUUUUCCAGUUCGAUCCUGUCGGAAGAUAUGUCAGAAAACGGAUCAGAAAUGUGCUCAAACAACUUCAGUUCAUUGACGAUCAAAUCGCCUUCUUUGACUUACCCGCACUGGAGAUCGAUGUGGACGUCAACGGCCUUAUGAACAUUCGUGGCAUGACUUUCCGCCUAUCUUCACUGAUGAUUAUCGCACAUGGCGUGGAGGUCGGCAUCAAAUUCUCCGAUGACAUGGAAGUCGCCAUCGCAGUGGACGAAGUUCGCAUCUCACUGUUCAGAAGAAUCGAUAUCUCGGAUGUGUAUGCCAAUGUUAAGGGUGGUGAGCUUGAAAUGUCACUUAGACAGUUGGCAGAGAAUGGCAGAGUACCUACUGGCGACUCGUUCAUUGACUCCGAAACCCCUCUCCUGGCCACUGCGGCCAAGACUGGCGAUACACGUAAUCCUAUGGAGGCCAUGAAGGCAAGAAUGACAAACGGCUCUGCUCCCCAGCCUAUACCUACCAGUGUCGGCUUAAAGGGAGUCAAACAGCUCUCACCUGAUGACGACCACGCAAGGGAAACCUACAAGGCUAUCCUAGACUACAUCCAAGAGACUAGCGUUAUCACCGUCAGUCAGGAGGAGGUCCAAGAGACACUGAGACGCAAACAAGUCGAUGGUGAGGUCCUCGAUAACACCAAGGACUAUCGAUCUGCGAUUUGCUCACAGAUGCACGGCAAACCCACUGUCCCUCACUGUAGCACGCGAUCCAUCCGUGUCUCUACUCUGCAGCGAGACAUGCCAAUGCGAAAGUUCCUCCACAGACUUCCCUUGCUUCUCAGAUGUCUUCUGAACCCGAUUGCGUACUUCCAUCCAGUCUACAUCAAGUCUAUCACCGCCGGAGGCUCUGGUGCCAUGAUCGAAACUAUGCUCCACCAACAGAUCUUCCAGGACCACCCAGAGCAGGCUUCAGAUGUUAAGAAUCUCAAGAAGCGCAUUUCUGCCUGGCUAAAGGAUGCCAACUUUGUAUUUGAAGCUGAGAAGAUCACUGGCAUGGCCUCUGUUCCCAUCAACCCAGUCUUCAACAUCCUUUCUGAUCUUCUAUUUGACGACAUUAUGAUCUACAGAACUGUUAAGGAAGAAGUCAACUACAACCAAAUUGUUCGUCUUGGAGGAGCGGAUGCAAGGAUUAGUGUGCCGUCAUUCCUCUUGCCUCAUCACGAACACAUUCUGCCACCAAUCCCAACCUCUGAGGAUAAGGCUGCUCAACAGGAAAAGAUUGACAACGCCGAUAGUCAACCGAAGACUAUUCAAGCCGAACAGGAAAUGGCCCAGCUGCGCAAGGAUGAAACUAACGUCAACAUCUCCGCUCACGUGCGCCUCCCUGCUUGUUUCGACCAGAACUUGCUCGACUUCAUCGCAGCUCUGGUCAAGGCGACUAAGAUUGUGGAGAUGGACAAGGUCGAAAAGUCUCUGGACAAGGAAAUUCACGGCUUCAGAGAGUUCACAAAGGCAGUCAAGACCGAUCUCAACGACAAGAUGAGGAGAGUCGCUGUGGAUGCCGCUGCCAACGAUAAAUGGAUCGCAAAGUUGGUCGGCAAGGUAACCAAGAAACUCGAGACGAUGCAGGGAGAUAUUGGCUACAGUGGUGAUUUGCCCGUGCCUCUUGAUGUCUACCGCAAGAAGGCAGAACCUGCCAGCAAGCUUAUGCCUUGA
Aureobasidium musti is the source of this 2016-nucleotide messenger RNA. Lineage: Eukaryota; Fungi; Ascomycota; Dothideomycetes; Dothideales; Saccotheciaceae. The record is from the annotation of a GenBank genome assembly.